Pecten maximus is the source of this 1594-nucleotide messenger RNA. RefSeq names its product exocyst complex component 7-like. Gene Ontology annotation, molecular function: phosphatidylinositol-4,5-bisphosphate binding. Lineage: Eukaryota; Metazoa; Mollusca; Bivalvia; Pectinida; Pectinidae. The record is from RefSeq and is a predicted model, not a curated record. Gene Ontology annotation, cellular component: exocyst. The coding region runs from base 1 to 702 and encodes 233 amino acids. The transcript is spliced from 5 exons. Gene Ontology annotation, biological process: exocytosis.
AUGUGCCAAUUCAUUGCUGUGCUAAUCUUUUCAUAUUUGGUUGUGCGCUCAAUUUUGCAUCUGCUGAAUAAGUACAGUAGACCAAUUAUAUUGGUAUUUAAUGAGCUACUCAUCUCCAUUUCAGCCAAAGUUCUGUCGGCAUUAGGUCUGAACCUAAGUAACAAAGCAGAGACAUACAGUGAUCCCACAUUGAGGCCUGUGUUCAUGUUAAACAACUACAACUACAUCCUAAAGUCUAUACAGAGAUCUGGGUUACUAGACCUUAUCCACACGUGGAAUAAGGAGGUGGGGCAGUAUUACGAGGACAAGAUACAGGAAGAAAAGAAACAUUAUUCCCAGAGUUGGAGUCGAGUGAUGCAUUACAUACUGGAGGUCAAUGAGCCCAUGUCUAUGCAGAGAACACAGGCUUUGGAAACAGCAAAGUUAAAGGACAAGGAAAAACAGAACAUUAAAGAUAAGUUUACCGGGUUCAACAAAGAGCUGGACGAGAUCUUGCGAAUGCAGAAAGGUUAUGCCAUACCAGACCAAGAGUUGAGAGAGAUGCUGAAAAAAGAAAACCGAGAUUUUAUUGUGCCAUCUUAUACAGUGUUCUUACAGAAGUAUGAGAAACUGAAUUUCACCAAAAACAGGGAUAAAUAUAUCAAAUAUUCCAUUCAAGAUGUUGAAGGAACCAUUGGAAAGUUUUUUGACACAUCUGCCUAGACACACAAUAAGGAAAUAAACACAUUCCAUUAUAGGAUAUCUGCUGCAGUAUUUGUGCAAUCAACAGUAUAGAAUAGUUCAAGAAAAAAAUCUCCCCUAACACAGACAUCUGAAAAAGUCAAAUAGUCUUUGUACAUUCAAGACAAGAGUUUUUAGACACAUGAUUUUCUUUGUGGUCCAAGUAUGCUUCAACAUGAUAAAGAUUGUGCCAUUGGGAAGUUUUCAACAUCAGUGAAGAGACAGAAUCUUUUAUAUCAACUUUUCAGAAUCGGUGAGAAUACGUAAUUCUGUCAUGUCAAAUGCUAUUGUGUGCCCUAAAUUUAUCAUUAUCAUUGCGAGUAGUGCUACUCAGAUUUGAUGUAAUUCUUGAUCUAGUCGUUCAAAGUUGUCAUUUAGUGACAAGAAUUGAGCAUCAGUGAAACUAAAAAUAGAUCAAAUUAUGUCUACAAAUUAUAUACACGUACAUGUAGUUCAAUUAUUAUGGGAAAAGAAAACAAGUCAAACCUUUUGAGUUUACUGUAAUAUUUAAAUUGCCUUUAAAUGGCUUGUUUCACCUUAUUCAUCAUUUGAGACUCUGUACUAUCUAUCUAGUGUGCACAUUGUAGAACAUGUUUCUCAGUUCUCUGAGGUGACUCCUAUCAGUGUAGCGGUUUGACUACAUACCAGUACAGAUCAACAUGUUUUUAACACCAAGAUCAUAUCUCCUGAUUUAACUGCUACAUGUAGUGUAAAAUUGUUAUUAUGUUGCUGUGAGGAUAGGUAUCAACUUCGCUAGCCUAAGGGUUUAUUGUACCAAUUCAUAAUUUACCAAACUUAUGCUAUCUACGUAGGGAAUUGUGCAAUAUUUUAUAUGUAAUGUUUAAGCUUCAAUAAAUUAAGUACCUGUAUACAG